AUGGCGGCCUCAGUGAGAGCACUUUUAAGAAAUUCAGCCUGUCAAACUCUAAAACUUCAAAAUGUUAGAACUAAUUAUAAUGCUACCAGGCCGAAUUUAAAAAUUAACAAAGACACAAAGGUUAUUUGCCAAGGAUUUACUGGAAAACAAGGAACAUUUCAUAGUGUUCAAGCUUUAGAAUAUGGAACCCAAAUAGUCGGAGGAGUAUCUCCUGGAAAAGGAGGAAAAACUCAUUUAGAAAAACCUGUUUUCAACUCUGUCAAAGAGGCUAUGCAAGCCACUGGAGCUACAGCAUCUGUUAUCUAUGUACCACCACCAGGUGCAGCUAAAGCCAUUCUGGAAUCCAUUGAAGCUGAAAUGCCCUUAAUUGUAUGCAUUACAGAAGGUAUUCCUCAAUCGGAUAUGGUUAAAGUUAAACAUCAGUUAUUACGUCAGAAUAAAUCUCGCUUGAUUGGACCUAACUGCCCUGGAAUAAUUGCAUCCGAUGAGUGUAAAAUAGGCAUUAUGCCAGGUCAUAUUCAUAAAAAAGGUUGUGUUGGAAUCGUAUCAAGAUCUGGUACUCUCACAUAUGAAGCAGUUCAUCAGACCACUCAGGUGGGAUUAGGUCAAACUUUAUGCGUUGGAAUCGGUGGGGAUCCAUUUAACGGAACGGAUUUCAUAGAUUGUCUUGAAUGUUUUAUAAAAGAUCCUGACACGAAAGGAAUAAUACUCAUUGGAGAAAUCGGAGGAGUCGCGGAAGAACAGGCAGCAGAAUAUUUAACCAAACACAAUUACGGAAUAAAAGCGAAACCCGUUGUGAGUUUCAUUGCGGGAUUAUCGGCUCCCCCGGGAAGACGAAUGGGUCACGCAGGAGCCAUAAUAUCGGGGGGUAAAGGAGGAGCUCAAGAUAAAAUAAAAGCUCUCGAAUCCGCUGGAGUGAUAGUAACAAAAUCUCCUGCCAAAAUGGGGUCUGAAUUAUUUAAAGAAAUGAAAAGAUUGGAAUUAGUUUAA
This is a messenger RNA of Pediculus humanus corporis (human body louse), 990 nucleotides long. Its product is annotated as succinyl-CoA ligase subunit alpha, putative. Bases 1 to 990 code for a protein of 329 amino acids. The record is from RefSeq and is a predicted model, not a curated record. NCBI's taxonomy places the organism in Eukaryota, Metazoa, Arthropoda, Insecta, Psocodea, Pediculidae. Gene Ontology annotation, cellular component: succinate-CoA ligase complex (ADP-forming); mitochondrion. The transcript has 6 exons. Gene Ontology annotation, molecular function: succinate-CoA ligase (ADP-forming) activity; succinate-CoA ligase (GDP-forming) activity. Gene Ontology annotation, biological process: tricarboxylic acid cycle.